This is a messenger RNA of Candoia aspera, 2437 nucleotides long. RefSeq names its product macrophage expressed 1 (gene MPEG1). Lineage: Eukaryota; Metazoa; Chordata; Lepidosauria; Squamata; Candoiidae. Gene Ontology annotation, biological process: defense response to bacterium. The record is from RefSeq and is a predicted model, not a curated record. Bases 14 to 2185 code for a protein of 723 amino acids. The transcript has a single exon.
CACUGCUGCAUCCAUGAGUCCUUCUACAGCAAUCUCUCUCUCCUUGAUGCUCAUAAUGUGGACAUGCUGUGCACAAGAACAACCAGGGCAUUAUCCUCCUACUACUGGAUUUCAGAAGUGCAAACAAGCCUUGAACCGUCCUACAUUGGAAGUUCUUCCUGGAGGUGGCUGGGAUAAUCUGAGGAACUUGGAUAUGGGUAGAGUGAUGAACCGAAAUUACAGUUUGUGCAAAACUACAGAAGAUGGGGCUUACAUCAUCCCCAAUGAAAUCUUCACCAUUGCUCUUAAACAAAGCUCACUGGAGAUGAACUCAGAGAUCAUUGAGUCUUGGAUGGAUUACCAAUGUACCACUGCUGUUUCCAUCAAUGCAGAGCUGUCUUCUUCUUAUAUCAAUGGCAGGUUCUCCAGUGACUUCCGCAGGAUGAAAACUCACCAAGUGAGAGAGAAGUCUGUGGCUACGAAAGUUCAGAUCAGGAAUUUGAUGUACUCUGUAAAAAUGGAUCCUACAGCAAAGUUAGAUGAAGGCUUCCAGCAGCAGCUUGUCACCAUUGCUAGCCACCUUGAGAGAAACAAGACUCAAAUGGCUAACUACUUAGCAGAAAUCUUAGUGUUGAACUAUGGCACUCAUGUUCUCACUGGAGUAGAUAUUGGAGCCAGCCUUGUUCAGGAGGACCAUAUCAAAUCUACCUUUGUGAAAGAAGGUCGGUCCAUGAGAAAUGCUAUCACCGCUGCGGCUGGCAUCUCUUUCCAAAAUGUCAUCAACUUUGAUGUGAGUGUUUCAGCAGGCACAGAAGACUAUUUCACCAAGCAGUACCAGGGCAACCGUACUAGUUCGAGAGUGGAGAGCUUUGGGGGACUGCCUUUUUAUCCUGGGAUUACCCUGAAAACCUGGCAACAAAGCAUCAUCAAUCAGCUGGUGGCUCUUGACCGUUCAGGCUUGCCUUUGCCAUUCUUCAUCACCCCAAACAAUCUGCCAGGACUGCCCAGCCCCACUCUGAAGAAAUUGUCCAAGGCUGUGGAAUCUGCCAUUGACCGCUAUUAUAUGUUCAACACUUACCCUGGCUGCAUAAAUCCAGCUUCACCCAACUUCAACUUCUAUGCCAAUGUGGAUGAUGGCACCUGUGAAGGGACAGCAACUAAUUUUACCUUUGGAGGAGUCUAUCAAGAGUGUGCUCAGUUAGAAGGCCCUGAUGCUGACAUACUCUGCCAGGCCCUUGAGCAGAAGAACCCCCUCACUGGAGCCUUCUCCUGUCCUGUGGGUUAUACCUCCAUCCAACUGAGGUCCCAACAACGUGAGGAAGGAUUCAGCCACUUGGAUUGCCACCAAGAUUGUGUUGUUUGGAAGCUAUUCUGCAAGUGGCUUUGCAAAGACAUUUUUACACUCUCCAAAGUGCAGUUUAGCUCCUACUGGUGUGCAGCAAGAGGCCCGGUCCCUGAAAACUCAGCGUUUCUCUUUGGAGGACUCUUCAGUGCCAAGAGUACCAAUCCUGUCACUAAGGCUCAGUCCUGUCCCUCCAGGUACUACCCACUGAAGCUUUUUGACCAGCUCAAAGUUUGUGUGAGUACUGAUGAAAGGGGAAAGCGGCACUCUGUGCCCUUUGGUGGGUUCUUUAGUUGCCAGAUUGGAAACCCACUGACAGGAUUGCAUAAUGGAACAGAAAAUGACCCAUACCUCAAGAGGUGUCCAGCAGGAUUUAGCCAGCACAUGGCUCUGAUUAGUGAUGGGUGUCAAGUGGAAUAUUGUGUUCAAGCCGGGCGCUUCACAGAUAAGACUUUACCUCAAGCCCAGCUGCCACCCUUCACUCGCAAGCCAGCCAUCAGCUUCAUUGCUGCUGACAUCAUCCUCGUUACAAGUAGCAGUGGGGAUCAGACCUGGAUCAAGGAUCCGCAGACUCAGCUAUGGAAGUUGGCCAACCCUGAUGAUGUGCUCCACUACCUGAAGAGAGGUGGGGAUGCUGGUGGGAGUCUGUCAAAUGGAGAAGCAGCUUGGGUCACCAUUGGAGCCACCACCGGCUUGGCCGUUUUAAUUGGUCUAAUUGUCCAUGUAUGUAAGAGGUACAAGAAAAGGGAGUUCAGCAAGAUAGCUGGAGAGGAGACAUGUCUGAUGUCAAAUAAUCCUGUCUAUGGCCUCCUAGUUGAAACGGAGGAUAUACUCCAGUCAGAGCUGGAAAAACAAUCAGUUUAGUGGAGGAGAAUACUAUUAAUUGGUAACCUAGUGACUUUUACGUACAUGUAUUGGAUUUCAGCUCCCAAAAUUCUAGUACGGCUAUUGGUCCAUAGCUUUGAGAUGGCUGUAUCUUAACAAGCUUUGCUACAAGCUUUUCCUCAUCUUAUUACAGGUAAUUUAUAAUCCCAAGCACAGCUACAGGGUUCCUUUUUCUGCUAUGUCUUUCACCAUACUCAGUAGGUAGAUGCAAAAUCAGGGAUGAAAAGUCUC